Messenger RNA from Salvelinus namaycush (lake trout), 1239 nucleotides. Its product is annotated as vasopressin V2 receptor-like. Bases 1 to 1239 code for a protein of 412 amino acids. The transcript is spliced from 6 exons. NCBI's taxonomy places the organism in Eukaryota, Metazoa, Chordata, Actinopteri, Salmoniformes, Salmonidae. Gene Ontology annotation, biological process: regulation of systemic arterial blood pressure by vasopressin; G protein-coupled receptor signaling pathway; positive regulation of vasoconstriction. Gene Ontology annotation, cellular component: membrane. Gene Ontology annotation, molecular function: peptide binding; vasopressin receptor activity. The record is from RefSeq and is a predicted model, not a curated record.
AUGGAAAGUAUCUCAGAGAAAACGGGUUGGGAUGGAUUAGGCCACUCCUCUCUGACGUCUGCGACGGCAGGAAGAACCAACCUCACUUCCUCCCUCUUCUCCGACUUCACGUCCCUCAACAGUUCUCAUGGAGGCACAGGGUCCUACUAUUGGAUUAUCCCAGAGAACGCCUCAACCACCACGCCCCAAGCCUUACCCCAGCCCAGGGUGAGGGAUCUGGGCCUGGCCCGGGCCGAGAUAGGGGUGCUGGGCCUGGUACUGGCCCUGACUACCCUGGGUAACGGCUUUGUACUGUGGGUGCUGCUUCGCAGGAGGAAACAAAACGCUCCCAUGCACCUGUUCAUGGUCAACCUAUGUCUUGCUGACCUGGUGGUGGCGCUGUUCCAGGUACUUCCCCAGCUGGUGUGGGACAUCACAGGAAGGUUCCAGGGGCCGGAUUUUCUGUGUCGCUCAGUAAAAUACCUGCAGAUCGUAGGGAUGUUCGCGUCCUCCUAUAUGAUCGUUGCCAUGACGGUAGAUCGGCACUAUGCCAUCUGCUGCCCACUGCAAGCCUACCGUGGUGGGUCCGUGUCGCGCUGGAACACCCCUAUCAUGACGGCCUGGGGCCUGGCCCUACUGCUCUCCAUACCACAGUUCUUCAUUUUCUCGCGGUCAGAGGUGUCUCCAGGAGAGUUUGAGUGCUGGGGUUACUUCGCUGAGCAGUGGGGGCUCAAGGCCUACAUCACCUGGAUGACCCUAGCAGUGUUCUUACUGCCAGCACUAAUCAUCACCGUCUGCCAGAUCCGGAUCUUCAGAGAGAUUCACAACAACAUCUAUCUGAAGUCAGAGAGGAUGGUGUCAGCAGAGCUCAAGAAGAACAACGCUGUCAUCUCCCUGGCCCUGACGCCCCCCUCCAUCUCCAAAGCCAUGUCUAAGACGGUGAGGAUGACUUUGGUGAUAGUGUUGGUGUACACAGUCUGCUGGUCCCCCUUCUUCAUCGUCCAGCUUUGGGCUGCCUGGGACCCCAACCCUCCAGAUCAAGGCGUGGCGUUCACCAUCCUGAUGCUGCUGGCCAGUCUGAAUUCAUGUACCAACCCCUGGAUCUACACCUUCUUCAGCAGCUCUGUGUCCAGGGAGCUGCAGGCCCUCCUACGCUGCAGACACAGAGCCUCCCGCAGGGGCUCCAUACCUGACGACUCCACCACCACACACACCUCCACCACCACACACACCUCCACCACCAAGGACAGCCUCUACUGA